AUGAAUUGGUUGUACCUGCAGGGACUCCUGAGUGGUGUGAACAAGUACUCCACGGCACUGAGCCGUAUCUGGCUGACAGUGGUGUUCAUCUUCCGAGUGCUGGUGUACGUAGUGGCUGCUAAGGAUGUGUGGGGUGAUGAGAAGAAGAACUUCGUCUGCAACACCAGGCAGCCAGGCUGUCCCAAUGUCUGUUAUGAUGAGUUCUUCCCCGUGUCCCACGUGCGUCUGUGGGCCCUGCAGCUCAUCCUGGUCACCUGCCCCUCACUGCUGGUGGUCAUGCAUGUGGCCUAUCGAGAGGAGCGAGAGCGGCACCACCGCCUGAAGCAUGGACCGAACGCCCCCUCCCUGUAUGACAAUGCAGGCAAGAAGCGGGGUGGCCUCUGGUGGACAUACUUGCUGAGUCUUAUCUUCAAGGCCAUCAUUGAUACCAGCUUCCUCUACAUCUUCCACAGCCUCUACAAGAAUUUUGACAUGCCUCGCAUGGUGGCCUGCUCUGUGAAUCCCUGUCCCCACACCGUGAACUGUUUCAUCUCCAGACCCACAGAGAAGAAAAUCUUCACCUACUUCAUGGUGGGCACAGCUGUUAUCUGCAUCCUGCUUAACUUAUGUGAAGUCUUCUACCUGGUGGUCAAGAGGUGUAAGGAGAACCUGUAUAUCAGGUGCAGGAAACGGCGAAGCCAGGGUGAACCACCUGAUAUUUAUCUACCCAAUGACCUCUCUCAAGAGGACAUUCACCAAUAA
Molecule: messenger RNA, 741 nt
Organism: Elephantulus edwardii (Cape elephant shrew)
Lineage: Eukaryota; Metazoa; Chordata; Mammalia; Macroscelidea; Macroscelididae
Product: gap junction beta-4 protein-like
Exons: 1
Coding region: 1-741 (246 amino acids)
Biological process (GO): cell communication
Cellular component (GO): connexin complex
Source: RefSeq, a predicted model, not a curated record